AGCGCCAUCUGUUUACCUUGAGGCUGGACGUUGGGCAGGGCUGUGGUGGGCCGUCCCUGGGGCCGGCCGUGCCUUGGGGAUAAAUAGGCCCCGCGGGCCUCGUGGGCGGUAGAAAACGAGCAGCCACCCAGCUCCCCGCCACCGCCAUGGCCCCAGACACCGCCUGCGUUCUUCUGCUCACCCUGGCUGCCCUCGGCGCGUCCGGACAGGGCCAGAGCCCGUUGGGCUCAGACCUGGGCCCGCAGAUGCUUCGGGAACUGCAGGAAACCAACGCGGCGCUGCAGGACGUGCGGGAGCUGCUGCGGCAGCAGGUCAGGGAGAUCACGUUCCUGAAAAACACGGUGAUGGAGUGUGACGCGUGCGGGAUGCAGCAGUCAGUACGCACCGGCCUACCCAGCGUGCGGCCCCUGCUCCACUGCGCGCCCGGCUUCUGCUUCCCCGGCGUGGCCUGCAUCCAGACGGAGAGCGGCGCGCGCUGCGGCCCCUGCCCCGCGGGCUUCACGGGCAACGGCUCGCACUGCACCGACGUCAACGAGUGCAACGCCCACCCCUGCUUCCCCCGAGUCCGCUGUAUCAACACCAGCCCGGGGUUCCGCUGCGAGGCUUGCCCGCCGGGGUACAGCGGCCCCACCCACGAGGGCGUGGGGCUGGCUUUCGCCAAGGCCAACAAGCAGGUUUGCACGGACAUCAACGAGUGUGAGACCGGGCAACAUAACUGCGUCCCCAACUCCGUGUGCAUCAACACCCGGGGCUCCUUCCAGUGCGGCCCUUGCCAGCCCGGCUUCGUGGGCGACCAGGCGUCCGGCUGCCAGCGGCGCGCACAGCGCUUCUGCCCCGACGGCUCGCCCAGCGAGUGCCACGAGCAUGCAGACUGCGUCCUAGAGCGCGAUGGCUCGCGGUCGUGCGUGUGUGCCGUCGGCUGGGCCGGCAACGGGAUCCUCUGUGGUCGCGACACUGACCUAGACGGCUUCCCGGACGAGAAGCUGCGCUGCCCGGAGCGCCAGUGCCGUAAGGACAACUGCGUGACUGUGCCCAACUCAGGGCAGGAGGAUGUGGACCGCGAUGGCAUCGGAGACGCCUGCGAUCCGGAUGCCGACGGGGACGGGGUCCCCAAUGAAAAGGACAACUGCCCGCUGGUGCGGAACCCAGACCAGCGCAACACGGACGAGGACAAGUGGGGCGACGCGUGCGACAACUGCCGGUCCCAGAAGAACGACGACCAAAAGGACACAGACCAGGACGGCCGGGGCGAUGCGUGCGACGACGACAUCGACGGCGACCGGAUCCGCAACCAGGCCGACAACUGCCCUAGGGUACCCAACUCAGACCAGAAGGACAGUGAUGGCGAUGGUAUAGGGGAUGCCUGUGACAACUGUCCCCAGAAGAGCAACCCGGAUCAGGCGGAUGUGGACCACGACUUUGUGGGAGAUGCUUGUGACAGCGAUCAAGACCAGGAUGGAGACGGACAUCAGGACUCUUGGGACAACUGUCCCACGGUGCCUAACAGCGCCCAGGAGGACUCAGACCACGAUGGCCAGGGUGAUGCCUGCGACGACGACGACGACAAUGACGGAGUCCCUGACAGUCGGGACAACUGCCGCCUGGUGCCUAACCCCGGCCAGGAGGACGCGAACAGGGACGGCGUGGGCGACGUGUGCCAGGACGACUUUGAUGCAGACAAGGUGGUAGACAAGAUCGACGUGUGUCCGGAGAACGCUGAAGUCACGCUCACCGACUUCCGGGCCUUCCAGACAGUCGUGCUGGACCCGGAGGGUGACGCGCAGAUUGACCCCAACUGGGUGGUGCUCAACCAGGGAAGGGAGAUCGUGCAGACAAUGAACAGCGACCCAGGCCUGGCUGUGGGUUACACUGCCUUCAAUGGCGUGGACUUCGAGGGCACGUUCCAUGUGAACACGGUCACGGAUGACGACUAUGCGGGCUUCAUCUUUGGCUACCAGGACAGCUCCAGCUUCUACGUGGUCAUGUGGAAGCAGAUGGAGCAAACGUAUUGGCAGGCGAACCCCUUCCGUGCUGUGGCCGAGCCCGGCAUCCAACUCAAGGCUGUGAAGUCUUCCACAGGCCCCGGGGAACAGCUGCGGAACGCUCUGUGGCAUACAGGAGACACAGAGUCCCAGGUGCGGCUGCUGUGGAAGGACCCGCGAAACGUGGGUUGGAAGGACAAGAAGUCCUACCGUUGGUUCCUGCAGCACCGGCCCCAAGUGGGCUACAUCAGGGUGCGAUUCUAUGAGGGCCCUGAGCUGGUGGCCGACAGCAACGUGGUCUUGGACACAACCAUGCGGGGUGGCCGCCUGGGGGUCUUCUGCUUCUCCCAGGAGAACAUCAUCUGGGCCAACCUGCGUUACCGCUGCAAUGACACCAUCCCAGAGGACUAUGAGACCCAUCAGCUGCGGCGAGCCUAGGGACCAGGGUGAGGACCCGCCGGAUGAUGGCCACCCUCACUGCAGCUGGAUGGGGGCUCUGCACCCAGCCCCAAGGGGUGGCCAUCCUGAGGGGGAAGUGAGAAGGGCUCAGAGAGGACAAAAUAAAGUGUGUGUGCGGGGA
Messenger RNA from Gorilla gorilla gorilla (western lowland gorilla), 2562 nucleotides. It is a transcript of the gene COMP, whose product is annotated as cartilage oligomeric matrix protein. The transcript has 19 exons. Gene Ontology annotation, biological process: cell adhesion. NCBI's taxonomy places the organism in Eukaryota, Metazoa, Chordata, Mammalia, Primates, Hominidae. Bases 147 to 2420 code for a protein of 757 amino acids. The record is from RefSeq and is a predicted model, not a curated record. Gene Ontology annotation, molecular function: calcium ion binding. Gene Ontology annotation, cellular component: extracellular region.